AAGCUUCAAUGGAAAGGAGCAGAUUGAGUCGAGACCCUAAGCGAGCAUCGUUGAUUGGAAUCGAGGGAAGGGUAUCCAGUGCCAUUGCAGCCAUUGCACCAUGUCGAAGGUGAGGAACUGGCGACGCCGUGUGGACGACGACGACGAUGAAGAGCCUGAGAAACCUGCGCUGCCAGAGAAAGAUACGAAGACCGUCACGAAACGCAAAGAGGUGAAGAAGACUAGUGUCACGGUGGUCAAAUCGUCGGGGCCGAAGCUUUUGAGCUUUGGAGGAGAUGAAGAUGAAGGCGAUGGCGAUGGCGAAUUGGCGACGAAGGCGAAGAAGGAGAGAGUUAAAGAGAGUGUGCAGUUGAAGCAGGGAGGGGCCGGGGUGUUUAGGUUUGGGGAGGAGAGGCCCGAUGGGGAAUUGGUGCUGUUGCAGAGUGCGCAGAAGGAGAAGAAGAAGGGGGGAUACGGAGUGGGACAUAGUGGACUUAAAAUUGAGCUGGGAAAGGAAAAAACUGCAUCGGUGUUAAAAGUGCCGUCUAAUGUGCAGGCGCAAGCGGGUGAAUAUACCAAAGAAAAAUUGCUGGAGCUGCAACGGAAUACGAAAACAUUAGGGGCACCUAAGCCGGUGGUUGAUAGCUUGCCUGCAGAGCCUGUUGUGGUGCUUAAGGGUUUACUGAAGCCUGUUGAAGAGCCGAAAGCUGCGGUGGAAGUUAAAGUGAGGGGAUUGUAUGUUGAAAGCGAAACUCAAGAAGGGGGUAGAAAAGUGGAGGAGACCAGACGGGUUGAAUACGAUGCGGAGAGAAGGUUAGGGUUGAUGGGAAUUGGAACAGGGGCAGAUAGCGGAGGGAUUACUCAUAUUCCAGAUGCGGAUAUGAUUGCUCUCGCGAAGGCACGAAGAAAUCGGUUGCGUCAGGCGCAGGCGGCCCCUGAUUACAUACCUGUGAAUGAUGGGGAUGUGAGAGGCGUUGUCCGUGAGCACGGAGAUCUUGAAAGGGGAAAAGACGAUGCCGAUUCUAGUGAGGACGAGGCUGAAGUGCAUGGAAGGAUGUCUUUUUUAGGGGAGACCAUUGGGGGCAAGCACAAGUCUCAAGGGGCUGUGUUUGAAGCGAUGGCGAAAGACUCGGAAUUGGCUCAUCAAGAGGAUGACGAAGUGGAUGAGGAGAGGACUUGGGAAGAAGAACAACUGAGGAAAGGAUUUGGGAAGAGGGUGGAAGAUGUGGCUCGGGUGGUGCCUGGGGUCGUAGCUGGUCCUACUGCUGGUCACGGGGGCUUUACUCCUGGAAUACCUGCUAUGAAUGUAGGUAGUUUCGGUUUUGCUUAUGGAAGGGGUGCGGCGGAAGCAUUGUCUAUUCCGCAGCAAGCAGAUGAAGUUUGGAAAGUCCUAAAGGAUAAUUUGAACAAGAUGCGGGAAAGCCAUGGAAGGACAAAGUCAGAGCUCCACAGAACUGAGGAAAUGCUAAGCUCGUCACUUUCCGGAGUAGCAUCAUUGGAACAAUCUUUGAGCAACGCAAGUGAGAAGUAUCUCUACAUGCAGGAACUCCGUAAUUACUUCGCUAUUUUAUGUGAUUUUUUGCAGGAUAAGGGUCCUAUCAUUGAGGAGUUGGAAGAGGCCAUGCAACGGCUUCAUGAGGAGCGUGCUAAUGCAUUAAUGGAGCGGCGUGCUGCUGACUACGCAGAUGAGAUAGCUGAAAUUGAGCCUGCUGUUAAUGCUGCUAAGGCUGCAUUUGCCAAAGGAGGAGGUACUGAGACCGCAAUGGCAGCUGCCUUAGCCGCAGCGGCGAGAGAUGUGCGGAGCAGCACAGUUCCUCAGUUUGAUGAGUUUGGACGGGAUGUGAAUCUUCAGAAACGCAUGGAGAGCAAGCGGCGAGCACAAGCACGUGAGCGUCGAGCAAGAUUGGCUGCUGAACGGCGGAUUAAAUCUCUGAAAACUUCUAAUGGGAAUUCCGCUCGAGCAGUGACAUUGGAAGGGGAAUCAAGUAGCGAAGAAAGCGAAAGCGAGGAGAAAGCAUACAUAUCCCACAAGCAAGAAGUAUUAUUAACUGCAGAAAGUGUAUACGGUGAUGCGGCUGAAGAGUACGCACAGUUAGGAAAAGUUAAGGAAAAGCUACAGAGUUGGAAACGUCAAUAUUCUUCAGCUUAUUCGGAUGCUUACAUGCAAUUGAGUGUUCCAUCCAUUUUCGCCCCAUAUGUUCGGCUGGAGCUUUUGCAUUGGGAUCCCCUUUAUGGUAGUGCAGGAUUUGAUGAAAUGAAUUGGUACAAGCACUUGUUCGACUACGGUGUGCAUGGGACUGAGCAUGAUGCCGAUUUUGAGUUGAUACCUAAGCUAGUGGAAAAAGUUGCUCUUCCCGUCUUACAUCAUGAAUUGGAGCAUUGCUGGGAUGUUUUGAGCACGAAAGGAACCAAACGUGCUGUGAAAGCUGUUCAAGAGAUGUUCAUCUAUGUGGAUGCUGCAAAUAGUGAAGCAUUGCAAGAAAUGCUUGCUGCAGUGCACAAACGUAUGUCUAAUGCUGUUGCUAGUCUUGAGGUACCAGAUUGGUCCCAUCAAGUGACCACUGCAGUCCCGGGAGCCUUGCGAUUUGCUAAUCGGCAGUUUGGUGUAGCAGUGAGAUUGUUACGCAAUCUUGGAUGUUGGAAGGACGUACUGGCUCUACCCCAACUUGAAAAAUUAGCCUUGGAUCAAUUAUUAUCAGGGAAGAUGUUGGCGUAUUUGAAGGUUGGAUUCACAACAGACCAUGAUGCCAUCACCCGCAUCGAACGAAUAGUUGCCGCGCUUAGUGGUGUUUGGGUUGGACCAGGUUUCGCAGAGCAAAGCCCCAAACUCGGUUCAUUGAUCGAGUACAUGCUGAAGAUCACCAGAUCCCUUGAGAAGAAGCGAGAAGCGGCUAACGAAAGCACCAUUGCUCUCGCACGGAGGAUGAAACGAGUACUUGUGGAUGUCAAUGAGUACGAUCGAGCUCGAAGCCUUUCCAGGGCUUUCCAGUUGAGAGAAGCUUUGUAGAGUCCAUUUUGAGCCUCAAAGAUCAGAAGCCAGAUCCUUUCCAUCUCCAGUAAAUGUUGUCGUGCUUGUACACUAUCGUAGCAUUCUUACGUGUAAUAUUUGCUUAGUACUAAUCGUAGCAACUAUAAUGAAUUUAUUAUGUAACUAUAAUUUGUGUGCCUAUUUUCUAUUUUUUCUUUUUUCUUUUCUUUUUAUGGUUUUUUUGUUCUUUCUUUAUCAAAAAUAAAUUUUCUAUUUUGCGUUUUCCACAAUAUCAGUAUUGCUUCUUGUCCAUAAAUUUCAACCGGUCGUAUUCCAGGGAAGCAACCAGAAGGCGGAUAUUAUAUUCAAGUGAAACUGAUUGCAGUGAAGACUGUCCCAUGGCACCUCUCUCACCAGAUGAAGGUGAUCAAUGAAGUUCAAAUUAACAUCACCAACUUGGUUAAUGGUGAACAUUUAUGGUUAUGAGCAUGAUGGACUAGCACGUGCAACAGGGCUGUUCGAUAGUCACCAGCAGUUGAUUGUAGAUUAGUCUUACUGAAGUAGCAUAGUUGAGAAAACAAUCCAGUUUGCGGUUUCAGAUGUUAGUUCCUGAAUGUGUCUGAACCACAGUUGGGGCUGUGUGGUUGAAUGGCUGCCCAUGGACUCGCAUCUAGUGACCUCUCUAAGAGGCCAUGUACAGGUUUUAUCAUGAAACGAACACCAUCGUCACAGUCAA
Messenger RNA from Physcomitrium patens, 3683 nucleotides. RefSeq names its product transcriptional repressor ILP1. Lineage: Eukaryota; Viridiplantae; Streptophyta; Bryopsida; Funariales; Funariaceae. The record is from RefSeq and is a predicted model, not a curated record. Gene Ontology annotation, molecular function: DNA binding. Gene Ontology annotation, cellular component: nucleus. Gene Ontology annotation, biological process: mRNA splicing, via spliceosome.